AUGCAAGAAUCAGAAAUAAUUAUUUUGGAAGGUUCUAAUUUUUUUAGACAAUAUUUGGUUUAUUCAAUUUUAAGUGGAAGAAGGAUAUCUAUAAGAAAUGUUAGGCCAUAUGAUGAUUCUCCUGGAAUUAAAGAUUUUGAAUAUAAAUUGUUGUCGUUGAUUGAUCUAAUAACAAAUGGUUCAGAAAUUGAUAUAAACAAAACAGGCAGGAAUGUUAAGGGCACACAAGUUGACUUCUCGCCUGGAACUUUGCAAGGAGGGAGUUUUGAAUUUCAAUGUGGAGUUGAACGUUGUAUCAGUUAUUUUCUCGAGCCUCUCAUUUUUCUUGCGCCAUUUUGUAAGAUUGCAAUAAAUGGAAAUCUUAAAGGAUUGACAAAUGUGCCUGACGAGUUAAGCGUAGAUGCUAUUAAUAGUACAUGGUUACCUGUUUUUUCUCGUUUUGUGCCAACUGAUGAUGAUUUAUACUUAAAGGUUUUUUUUAAUUUUUGGAAACUUCACCAAGAAAAAUUUGGUAGGCGUGGCCAUGACGGCGCAAAACCAGAACUACCUGGAAAAUUUCUGACCCUUAAAAUUUUUAUUAAUGCCAGAGGUUUUUUACCAGAUGGAGGUGGAUCUGUAACCUUUUGCAGUCCGAUAAAAAAGAAUUUGAGGCCUGUCCAAGUUGUUAAACCUGGAAAAAUAUGCAAAAUUCGAGGUCUUGCUUAUGUUUGUAAAGUUUCUCCUUCAAUUGCUUCGAGGAUGAUUGAAGCAGCAAAGAAAAUGUUACAUGGAUAUAUUUCUGAUGUUUACAUAACUAUUGACCAACGAAAGGGUCCCCAAGGAGGAUUGUCUCCAGGUUUUGGAAUUUUCAUAACCGCUACGACUACAGAAGGUGUCAGUUAUUUUGGUGAAGCAAUGUCCAAUCCAAAAGAUUCUCAAAAAGUUCAAUUAAUUCCUGAAGAAAUUGGAGCAGAAGCGGCAAAGCGUUUAUUAAACGAAAUUUAUAAGGGUGGAUGUACCGAUUCCUCAGCCCAAGCUUUAGCUACAACAUUUAUGACGCUUUGUGAUAAAGACGUUUCAAAAUUUUUGUUUGGUCCUUUGUCAUUUUAUUGUGUCCACACAAUGAGAAAUUUACGUAUAUUUUUUAAUCAUACAUUUAAAUUGGAUGAACUAUGGAAAUUAGAAAAAAAGGAAUUUGAUGAAGAAAAGAAGAGAAGAUGUACUGGAAGUGAAGAUAAAUGUUUGUUAACUUGUGUUGGUAUUGGUUAUUAUAAUAUAAACAAAAUAUUAAUUUAA
This is a messenger RNA of Meloidogyne enterolobii, 1275 nucleotides long. The record is from the annotation of a GenBank genome assembly. NCBI's taxonomy places the organism in Eukaryota, Metazoa, Nematoda, Chromadorea, Rhabditida, Meloidogynidae.